UGUCUGCAUCACUUUUCUGGGGAAUCCUCCCCUUGUUGUUUCCAUGGAGCUGUGCUCAUUUAGAUGGUUGCACAUAAAUGCUAGGACUCACGUUUCCCAGAAGAAGAUUACAUCGUAAUCAGAACGUCAGUGUUAUUCACAAGUACAAUCAGUUAUUUACGGAGAAAUAAACAAUUAUCCCGCUUUUUGCACUAACAGUGAAAGCUAGAAAAGUCUCUACAAUACAUUGUUAAGAAUCCAAGUGGAUCUGUUGAGGCCUCGGUCACUGGGGCGAGUGAAACCGAUAUGAAACUUUCAACGGGCAAAGGAAGUGAAAGUUUACUUAUUUGCCUGUUCACCAGUUCCUGUUUAAAAGUACAAAUGUGGUCUCGUUUUUGCAGAAACUCGACAGGACAUUUCAUCCACAAAAUAAGAAACCACUUAACAGACUGGGGGGCUUCAUAUUUGUGCAGACACUGUGGGUCAUGCAUUUGUAUUUUAGUGAACUGGUCGCGCUGAUAACGUCAUUCUGACGGGGGCAAAUAAACACACAGAGGGUUAGAGACACAGACACAAACAAUCCACUUAGACAAAUACAGCCAUGAUUCUGACCGGUCGCAGUUUGUGUCUCCCUUCUCCAGCCACCGUCCACGAGCUGUUCUCCGUGGCCCGGGACGCCAACAUCGUCCCCGACAUCUCGCUCGAUCCCGUCCUAUCCACCUUCCUGUCCCUGGACUCGGCGGCGGCGCUGCAGCACCGAUAUGCCUUCUUACGGCAGAGCAUGAGCAGCGAGCAGCAGACGGUGUUCAGCCUCAACCUGACCGGAGCGGUGGGGGGCAGCAGGGUCACAUAUGGGGGAGUAGGUGUCGUUGCUCUGGCUCUGUCCAUGCUGUUUGACCAGGUUGCCCAACAAGUCCGAGCACGGGGUUCAACAGAAGGCCAUCUAUCGACUCAUGGAUCCCAGCCCAAGAGGAUCUUUGGCAUCACCACCUCUUCCAGAAUUGGGAGGAUCAUCCACAGCUACCUCCGCGCCGUCCCGGACAUCGCCAACAACCCGGAGAAGAUGGCCGAGACCACGGAACUCUACGACCGCUGGCUGAAACUCGAGCUGCUUGACCAUUAUGAGAGGAUGAUAACUAAGAAGAGAAUGAGCUCUGAGUCCAUGCAGCAGUGGUUGACGGGAGCUGCGUUUCACCUGCACGUGAGAAUCCACCAGGUUCGCCUCCACUCUGUCCCGUUAGGAUCAGUAGAGUCGCUCCGUUUGUCUUAUAAGUCGGGGUUAAAUCACCUGGUUCAACGUUACACCACCUAUCUGCGCAGAAGCAUCAAGGAGACUGGAUCUCCAGGACCGGUGCAACCCAGAACCAACACAUCAACCCCAACCAAUGCAACCUGCUCCAGUUUUUAUGUCAGCCUGACUGGUCCCAGUGUCUCUGCUGAUGGAUUUAAUAUGUCUACCCCACCCCGUUUAACUGCUGGAGAUAGCAGGGGUUGUAAAACAGACGGAUCCGGGGGAGACUUUGGACUCCGUUUGUCAAAAAAAAGUAAUGUCACAGCUGACGCUAUGAUAAGCAGAAAAACACUCAACUCUUCUGCUGACUCUAACAGAAAGGAGGAGGAGGAGGGUGGUGUGCUUGGUUUGUUAGUCAUUGAGCCUUCGAGAAACGUGAGUCAUAACGUGCAGCAUCGCCCCUGUGAGUCUCCAGCCAUACAACAAGCCUUGGUCACCCGCAUUAUGAACGCCCAGGACCUGCAACGCAACCGAAACUUUUUCCUUUACCCUGACAAAGUCUUCCACGGCCUGCUGAGGCAGAGAGACCACUUUGAUCUAGAGAGAAGUUAAAUAAACUUUGAGUUUCCCCCAAUGGAGAUCAAUAAAGUACUAUCUUAUCCUAUCUUAAAUUGCACUUUAAAUGAUGACCAGCCUAUCACUUGCUACUGACAAUACCCAUAAAAUGACCAUAAAUAUGACUAACCUUACUUACAGAGGGCUAGAUAAAGCUAAUUAGCUUAGCUUAUCAUAAAGACUGGAGACAUGGGAAACUGCUAGCUUCGACGAUUUAUAUCUUUGCUUUGUUUAUUCAAUACACAGACUAGAAAUGAAAGAAAUGGUAUUCUGCAUCCUCCACCUGUCCUGCAUAUUUUCCUGGUUGGAACCUAAAUGCUAAGCUAAGCAUGUGCAUUUUUCACUUUUUAUUUUUGUUGAUUUCCCCCACAAUUUAUUAGAAAAACCUAAAACGAGUGCAGCCAACUGCAGCAGUCCUGACAUACUCUGUGCCAAGAGGAUAAAGCAUGUUUUCCAACUGAAUAAAACCAAGAGCAUGUCAUUGUUUUUCUCUUUGUGAGGACAUUUGCAUAUGGCCGGUCCAGUACUUUCCUUUUAAAUCGUGUUUGCAUAAUGAUGAAUGACCAAAGGGAAGGCUGCAGCCUGCAACACAAAUCCUGCACAUCUCCUUUGUUUAUUAGAUCACCAAUCUGUUUCAACGUGAUAAUGGAAGUUGUUUUUAAUAAAGAGUUUCAUCUUUUACUGAGACAAGUCAUGCUUUCAUUGCCCUGUUGCCUUUUUACUUAAAAAAUAAAUAAAUAAAUCAU
This is a messenger RNA of Mugil cephalus (flathead mullet), 2571 nucleotides long. RefSeq lists its product as uncharacterized. The transcript has 3 exons. The record is from RefSeq and is a predicted model, not a curated record. Bases 581 to 1822 code for a protein of 413 amino acids. NCBI's taxonomy places the organism in Eukaryota, Metazoa, Chordata, Actinopteri, Mugiliformes, Mugilidae.